AUGGACGACCACACCGUUGCACCCGCAAAGGAUAGCGAACCGUCGACCGCCACUCAAGAUCACACAGCACAAGAUGAAACUGAAACCUCUCAUGAUGAAAGACUGAACCAUCUCGCUCAUCAAUUAGACCAAUCCCAUCUACACUGUAGUUAUUGGAAGUUUCAAUCCAUCGAUGAUGAUCGCCGCGCAGCUGCUCACGGCUUCACUACACCCGAGGAACUAUUGGUCCUGGCAAAUAACAGCGAUGAGAGACAUGAUGAUAUCAAGAUCGUUUGGAUGGGAGCAACGGGUCACCCUGGCUCGAGAAGCGCUGUAGUCGGCACAGCGUCGCAGCACCUGCAGACGAUUUACGAAUUACGCAAUUUACUGGGUCUUCCAAUGUCAUUGCAAGGGCAAGUACCAAUAUACCCUACCAGCACUGACGUAUGCCUAAAGCAAUACUGGGAAAAGAAUUAUGGAGAACAAUCAUCCGCUCGCACCGUUCAAGCUCAUCAAGCAGCAGGACAGCAAGAACUGUCGCCUGCAACGCUUGAUCCUGGAUUGGUGAACCAAUCGUGCCUAGCUCCUGCCACGGUUCCACCCCAAGUAGCGUUUGGUCUUAUGGUUGGGGAAACUUACAGCACAGAGAGAACACACGAUACGGAGAUGUUAGCGAAACAAGUUGUACCCGCAGGUCAAUUGCCCGAAAGCCUUGUGCCACCCCAAAAUUACGAUGAGAUAGCUCAGCGGCAAGAAUCAUUCUCGACGACUGCGACGUUUUCAGCAACAACAUUUUGUGCGACAGACACGUGGUCUCACAGUGAUCUAGUGAAUAUGGCCAAGCUGCCAUGCAUAGAUUGUGGAGAUGAUGAUGGCCAUACAAAUGACUGCCAUAUUGGCAAUCUCAACUUCAAUGAAAACCUUACGAUGCUUGACUAUCGUAUUUUGGCAGAUAUUGUUGAGCAAUUCGAUCCUGGUCCGUGGACAACACACUUUGAUCCAUACCCAGAACGUGAGCCCGAAGAUCCUCAGGUGCAGAUAGCUGGUAUUGCAGAAGUGAUAAGAAAUGAAGAUAGUUACAAGGACGAUUCAGAAUUGCAUGGUCUACCAGACGAGUAUAUGAUUAUCCUAUGGGCGUUCAAAACGUCUGAUAAUGUUGAAGUGAUAGAUUGGUAA
Bipolaris maydis ATCC 48331 is the source of this 1155-nucleotide messenger RNA. RefSeq lists its product as uncharacterized. NCBI's taxonomy places the organism in Eukaryota, Fungi, Ascomycota, Dothideomycetes, Pleosporales, Pleosporaceae. The record is from RefSeq and is a predicted model, not a curated record.